UACUGUAGUUGUACAGUACUGUACAUACCGCGUACGGUAUUUACACAUAAUUACCACCUAACCUGUGUAACCAGGUUUCCGGCACCGUCACAUGCUAGUACUAGAACAUACAUGAACGUGCAACUUCAGGCCCCGACCUGGCCAGCACGUAACGAGCGACCCCCCCAUUGAACCCGCUGGCCAUAUUUCAAACCUUCUUCAGCACUGCCCCCUCCCCCCAUAUAUACACUACCAUGUCGUCCCCCAGCAAGCCCGCCUCCCCAGGCCGGGAAGGCGGCGCCAUAGCGGGCGAUGACAAGCCCCGCCUCACGGAGGAGGAAAAGAAGCAAAACCACAUUGCCUCGGAGCAGAAAAGACGGCAGGCAAUUAGGGAGGGUUUCGACCGGCUGACUGAGCUGGUUCCCGGACUGGAGGGCCAGGGGCGUUCAGAGGGGGUGGUCUUGAAGCGCACCGUGGAGUUUAUGCGAGAGAAGCUGCAGGAGAGGCGGGAUCUCGUCGCGAGUGUCGAGAACGAGGGCGGGCAGGUGGAUGACAGCAUGAGGCGGUAGGAGUUUCGCAGGGUAUCGCGUUCACGAGCUGAACGAAGAGAAGCGGGGGUCGGGUCAACCACAGCCAACAAGUAGUAGCCGGGACAAGAAGAUCACGGGUUCAACUCGGAUAGGACCGUCGAAAGACGAGCCCCAUCCAAGCUGCGGGAUACCCAAGGCAUCUGGGGAGCGAGGAGCACCCU
Phialemonium atrogriseum is the source of this 730-nucleotide messenger RNA. Its product is annotated as helix-loop-helix DNA-binding protein. The transcript is spliced from 3 exons. The coding region runs from base 234 to 548 and encodes 104 amino acids. Lineage: Eukaryota; Fungi; Ascomycota; Sordariomycetes; Cephalothecales; Cephalothecaceae. Gene Ontology annotation, biological process: regulation of transcription by RNA polymerase II. Gene Ontology annotation, molecular function: RNA polymerase II cis-regulatory region sequence-specific DNA binding; protein dimerization activity; DNA-binding transcription factor activity, RNA polymerase II-specific. The record is from RefSeq and is a predicted model, not a curated record.